This is a messenger RNA of Styela clava, 4330 nucleotides long. RefSeq names its product dynein axonemal assembly factor 9-like. The record is from RefSeq and is a predicted model, not a curated record. Lineage: Eukaryota; Metazoa; Chordata; Ascidiacea; Stolidobranchia; Styelidae.
UGUAGUGACCUUAGGGUCCAGACAAGGAGUAUCAUUUGCUGUUUUUUCAAUAAUAUAUUUUGUCCAUUGAUGCAUUCAUAUAGGAUUUCGGUAUAUAAAUUAAAAAUGACUGAUAUCAUUAAACCAAUUGCAAAAAGAAAUAAGUUUUCAACUUCAUUGAGUUGCCAAAGGCUUCGAAGUGUUCAAAAUUUGUUGAAAAACAAUGUGAAUUCGAAAGAAUCAGUGGAUGCAAUUCUUGUAGUUCUGGGUGUUGAUGGAAGAUUUAACGAGGGAUGUCGUGAACUUGCAAACUAUUUGACUUUUGGAUUUUUUUCAAAUCGACAAACUGAAUUAGAAAACUCGGGAUUAGAAGAAGAAGAUACUGAGGAUGUGAUCUUCUUCAUUCGACCUGAUUCUGUAUCAUUGUAUUGUGGUUCAUUGUUGUACAACUAUAUUCUACCUUAUGUUACACACUGGAAAAAUCUACAGAUUUAUUGCCGAUUACAAGAUGCAAAAAACAAAAUUCGGGACACUGACAUUGAAGAGAAUUACAAAGUGAAAAGCUUCAUUUCGAUGCUGAGGAAGAGCGAUACACUUGGCAUUUCAUACAGUGGAUCUGUUACUGCAAAUGAUACCAAUGGAAAUUGUGAGAUACCUGUCAAAAAAUGGCCUGUCAUGCAAUCAUAUGCCUCUGAAGAUAUUGGUGUUGGCAAAGAUUUUUCUUUUGAUCACAAAGUAAUAAAUAUGAGGAAGUUCCUGUUGCCUGUUUACAAUCAGUGUGAUCCAUUUGUGUUUGAAGACACAAUAUUCCGGUCUUUUGGAUUAUUUCAACGUCAUUGGUAUGAAGCUACAAAUGUGAUUCAGAAUGCCAUGAAAUGCAAAAUGAUUUUACAGUUGAAAGAAGAACAGGUUCUUGAACCCCUCCAAUGCUAUUUUAAACAUGGCCAAAUAGCUAAACAUGAAGAAAGGGCCAGUGUGGACCCUCCCCUUAAACCAUAUGUGAUGUUUGGAACACGCUCUCUGGGAUCAAGCAAGGAAUAUAAGGCAAUGGGCACAAAUAUUAAAUCUACAUCAAGAAAGGGGAAGUCUCUCCCAUACCAUAUGGUAAUGCAGUGCAUUGCCCCUAAUUGUCCUCUGGUGUGCACUCGAACAUACUUCUUUAAGAGUGGUAGCACUGGUGAGAAUGACAAGGAGUUUAAUGACCUUGUGAAUUUGUAUGCUGCAUGCGUUGGAGGUGCUUCCAUUGCUAUUUCUGAGUAUGUAUCAUCACUUGAUGCCCCAAAAGCGGAGAAAAAAGUCAUUGAGUAUUUACUUGCGAAGGGGGUUGCAGGAUCUUUGGUCUUUGAUGCGAAAUGCAAAAUUAUAUCAUGUGAUAAAACUGGCCAGGUACUUCGAAGCAAUGAAGGAAAAUCUUUCCAAAAUAUAAAUGUGAUUCGAGUUGCUCUUGAAAACAUAAAAACUUCACAUGUCGGUGAAGCAAUUGGUUCUAUUGUGUUUUGUGAUACUUUCAUCGUAUCAUCGCUUCGAGUUAUUGAUGGAGAACAAUCUUGUUUGAAUUCUGCUUUUAAUGUCUUGACAUCAGACAUUCCAUCUUACAAAGAAUGGCUGCUUGAGACUGUCAAAUCUGACUACAAGUUUGAUGGACAGGAGUCAUUAGCUUACUGCAAAGAUUUGGUGGUGUGCUCCAAGUCACUGAUGUAUUCUCCUUGUAAAGCUAAUGUUCGGUUUAAUGAAGAUGGAAGUGUUUAUCUGAAUGCUGCAAACAUGGAAGAUCUCUUACUACAAACUGGGAUUCAAUAUUAUGAUAGCAAUUCCCCUGGUAAAGUCUGUAUUCUUGUGAUAAAUUUUGAUUUGCCAGAAAAUAGGACAUUCUGGACAAGAAUACCAGCACAAUGCAGAGGAGAAAUCAAUACAAUGGCAGAUGUUUCACUGACUCAGGCGAGUAAAUGUCUAAUUUUGGCCCUCAUGCCAGGUACACCAGCCUAUAAAGAGUUUUACGCAUGUGUUGUGCAUGCUUCUGUGUCAGAUGGAAUAUUGAAACACAUGAAGUCGUUGUCAUCUGAUCUUGACCAAAUGUAUAAAAUUAUUCAAAAUGUUCAUGAAAAGCAUCUUGAUGUAACCAAAGAAACGUUCCAGAAAUCUGCUAUAUCUGCAAAUACUACUGUAAAAGAAUUUGUUUCUCAUUUGACAGUAGCAUCUGUUGCGGGAGGUUUACCAAUACCACGACCAACCAUGUCUAUCCUUUUCGGAAACAAUUCUGUUUCUAAUGAAGUAAAUGGUAAAAUGGAGGAUGAAAAGUCUGUAACAUUGAUUGCUGGAUUGCCAUCUUCAGGGGCUGAAAAUAUUAGCCGACAACUAGUGACUUUGAACAAAGAAAAAGUCAGAUGGGUUGUUAUUAGACCAGUUAAUAACACAUCACAGACACUCUUUAUGUUACACAGGGAAAAUUUAGUGGAACAACUCACUCAGGCUAUUGGACGUAAACAUGUAGCAAGACCAAGUGCUGCAGCCAGGAAAAAGCUGAGAAUUGUCGUAUUGGCGGUUGGAUUUUUUGACUUGUGUGAGAUCGUUCAAUGCAUAACCUAUCAUCCUGAUAUAUCUAUUCGUGAGCAGAUGAAACUUGGAGCCGUGACAACUUGUAUUUGGCCCAAAUCUAUCAAUUUCACAGAACGACAAAAUUACCCAAAGUUCUUUGAUCAGUGCUUACUUGGAGUAGUAAGCAAUUUUGCUUUUUUUACUCCAUCAAUUGAGGCCGCUGAAAUCAAUGAUAAAAAUACAACAUUGGUGCAAGCACUUCUUCGCAGCAUGAACAAACAAGCUGCAUUUCUUAUAUGUCCUGGUGGUAAAUUGAUAAGAAAGAGUGAUUUUGAACUCAUCUUGGCUGAAGACAGUUUCAUGAGUGCAAGGAUGCAGAAGGAACGCUUUAUGCUCAGACCAGCAUUGUCAUUAGGAAGAUAUGAAUCAAAAUUGAGUUAUCCUUCCGUUUCCAAAGUUGUCCUUGAAUUUUCUCAACCACUCAUAAAAGGGACAUUUUGCGCUCGUUCAAGAGGCCUUAAAACCUCCUUGGCAUUGCAGCAACCUACUGGGGGGGUAUGUUUUGUAAGUGGUUGUGUAGCAUUUACAGAUUCACCAAAUCAAGAUUUUGAAGUCAGCUUUGCUUCUGCUAUGAAUGAAGUUUCUCUGAAUGCUAAAAUUGAGCAACCAACACUUCCCACCCCACCAUCUUCAAAGAACAGUACUUCAAAAUCAAAGUCUUAUUAUCUGGAAUUUCAAGGCAUGGAUUUGAACAAGGAUGCACUAAUGGAUUGGCUACGGAAGUGUGGGAGGCAGAAACCAAGUAAGAAAUGUCACAAGACAAAACAGCAUCUAACGAAAGACGAAAUUCAGAUGAUUCAUGAAGAAAAUUCCACCCGACGUCUUCCUGAAGGAUUUUUUUACAACGGCUCAUUCUAUGUUAGUUUGUUUGACAACAACAAAAUGAUGCAUCAUCCCAAUAUGUCAAAAUUUGUUGAUGAGUAUCUCAGAGAUGAAAACAUAGAAAUUGAUGCAUACAAUGCUGAAAUUGACAAACAGAAUAUCAAGGAUGUUUUUGAAGUGUAACAUUACAUUUAUUCACCUGACUGGCUCCCAUCUGAUAAAACAUGUUUUUUUGAUGCUAUUUGAGUUCCUGAAAUAGUCAUAUGAGACUGUUUAUUUUGCAUGCUGGAGUUAACUUGAAUAUUUUCUCAUUAUCAUUAAGACUGAAAGUUUUUUAUGUCCAAUAUCUUGUGAAUGUGAUAAAAGUAGUUUACUAAGGCACAAUGUAGGCCACUGGUAACAACUCAAUUACCCGAAUUUUAGAGAAAUUAAGGGUCGCUAUGAAGUUGAAUCAGUUUGGCAAUUCACCAACAUACCGUAGUGAGAAACAUUUUCAUGCUUUCAGUAGGUUUUUAUCAGUCCUAUAAAAGUUUUAUGAGAACAAUAGUUGAUAAUAGUGCACCAUUUAAUUACUGUAUAUUAUUCUUACCUAUAAUGAGUGUUUUUCAAAUCUGUCAUUCAUGAUGCACUGUAAUUUUAUGGAUGUAUUUCAUUGUGCAUAUCAGUAGUAUUCUUAGUUUAUUGCAGACAAUGUGUAGUUAAAAAUGCUUGCUACUUUUCCAUAUGAAUUUAUAUUGUACCUAUCAUAUUAAUCCACCAGAAAUAGCAUACGGUACCUAAAUACGUAGUUCUACUUUAGUUGAAUAUGAACAGAACAGACAUUUCUGAAUUUCCUAUUGAUUAACAUCCCUAUCUAGACAUUGUUAACUGUUCCAAAUUGUUUGAUAAACUUUUUAAUAUAUUUUCACUGUUAAUUUGGUUUUUUGUAUGGUUU